Messenger RNA from Juglans regia (Persian walnut), 6328 nucleotides. Its product is annotated as NF-X1-type zinc finger protein NFXL1. The record is from RefSeq and is a predicted model, not a curated record. Gene Ontology annotation, molecular function: DNA-binding transcription factor activity, RNA polymerase II-specific; RNA polymerase II transcription regulatory region sequence-specific DNA binding; zinc ion binding. Bases 206 to 6109 code for a protein of 1967 amino acids. NCBI's taxonomy places the organism in Eukaryota, Viridiplantae, Streptophyta, Magnoliopsida, Fagales, Juglandaceae. Gene Ontology annotation, cellular component: membrane; nucleus. The transcript is spliced from 12 exons. Gene Ontology annotation, biological process: potassium ion transmembrane transport; regulation of DNA-templated transcription.
CAAACUCUCCAACUCCACCACAAGCUUCCCAUUCAGGACGGGUCGGGACCCAUACAUAACUCGGUUUUCUCUUCUUCCCCGUGGAAGUUCCUUGAAAACUCGGCCAUACAAAAGAAAUCAUCUUCGAUCGGUUGUAAUCUUGGUGCUGGAUAAUUUUCGUUUGGAGUCGGUGGAUACUAGCUUUGGGUGUUUGGCUUCGGAUAAUAUGAGCUCUCAAGAUGGAAAUGAUCGAAGGGAUAGAACUAGAUUUCCUGCUCAAGGUGUUCGCCACCAGUGGGUCGUGAGGGGAUCCGUUGCCACCACCAUUGUGAACACAAACCUGAUCCAAAACCCACACCCAAACCCAAACCCAAACAUAGAGCCACUAUUGAGUUUAAAUCCCAAUCACAGAAAUGGUGGGAACCCGAGUUAUGGUUCUGCACCACCAGUGAGUCAGCCUAGGGGGACUAAUGGUCCAAGGGGAUACAUGGGUCGGCCAGCAUAUCCAAGGAGGGACAGGAUGAGGGAGAAGGAGAAGGAGAAGGAGAAAGAGGGGGAGAAGGAGAGGGAGAACCAGGGUGGAAAGGCAUUGAAGGACUCUAAGGUGCCUCAGCUUGUGCAAGAAAUUCAGGAGAAGCUCAUGAAGGGCACUGUUGAAUGCAUGAUUUGUUAUGACAUGGUGCGGAGGUCAGCACCCAUUUGGUCUUGCUCAAGCUGUUACUCUAUUUUUCAUCUGAAUUGUACCAAGAAAUGGGCUCGGGCUCCUACUUCUGUUGACUUAUCUGCUGAGAAAAGUCAGGGACUUAAUUGGCGAUGUCCUGGAUGUCAGUCAGUGCAACUUACAUCGUCCAAGGAGAUUCGGUAUGUUUGCUUUUGUGGGAAGAGGCCAGACCCACCUUCUGAUCUGUACUUGACUCCGCAUUCAUGUGGUGAACCAUGUGGUAAGCCACUUGAAAAGGAGAUCCCACAAGCUGGUGAUAGUGGUGAGGAUCUUUGCCCUCAUGCCUGUGUUUUGCAAUGCCACCCAGGUCCUUGCCCGCCUUGUAAGGCAUUUGCCCCGUCAUGUUUGUGCCCAUGUGGGAAGAAAAAAAUUACGACACGGUGCUCUGAUCGAAAGUCUGUUCUUACUUGUGGUCAGCGCUGUGACAAGCUUCUUGAGUGUAGGCGUCACAGGUGUGAUCGGAUUUGCCAUGUGGGACCUUGUGAUCCUUGUGAGGUUCUUAUCAAUGCAUCUUGUUUCUGCAAGAAGAAGGUGGAGGCUGUUCUUUGUGGAGACAUGGCUGUGAAGGGAGAAGUGAAAACUGAGGAUGGUGUUUUUUCUUGUAAUUCUACUUGUGGGAGGAAGCUUAUAUGUGGCAAUCAUGUCUGCUGUGAAAUUUGCCAUCCAGGGUCUUGUGGAGAGUGUGAGUUAAUGCCAAGCAGGGUUAAGACUUGCUAUUGUGGGAAAACAAGCUUGCAGGAGGAUCGGCAGAGCUGUUUGGACCCAAUUCCAACAUGUUCUAAAAAAUGUGGCAGGCCCCUUCCUUGUGGGAUGCAUCAUUGUACGGAGGUGUGCCAUGCUGGUGAUUGUCCACCAUGUUUGCUUAAGGUCUCUCAAAAAUGUCGUUGUGGAUCAACCUCUCAAACUGUAGAAUGCUAUAAAACAACAUUGGAAGAGAAAUUUACUUGUGAUAAACCUUGUGGACGGAAGAAGAAUUGCGGAAGGCACAGGUGCAGUGAACGAUGCUGUCCACUGUCUAAUUCAAGCAACCUCCUCCCUGGGGAGUGGGAUCCACACUUCUGCUCAAUGGCGUGUGGGAAGAAGCUUAGGUGCGGGCAGCAUGCUUGUGAAUCACUGUGUCACAGCGGCCAUUGCCCUCCUUGCCUUGAAACAAUUUUCACUGAGUUGAUGUGUGCAUGUGGAAGGACUUCAAUCCCUCCUCCAUUAUCUUGCGGUACUCCUCCUCCUUCAUGUCAGCUCCCUUGUUCAGUUCCUCAGCCUUGUGGCCACUCAUCUUCUCACAGCUGCCACUUUGGAGACUGCCCUCCUUGUUCUGUGCCUAUAGCGAAGGAAUGCAUUGGCGGACAUGUUGUCCUUAGGAAUAUACCUUGUGGUUCAAAGGAGAUCAGAUGUAACAAGCUUUGUGGGAAGACCAGGCAGUGUGGUAUGCAUGGUUGUGGCAGGACUUGCCACCCAUCACCUUGUGAUACUUCAACUGGAUCUCCACCAGGUUUGAAAACUUCUUGUGGGCAGACAUGUGGUGCUCCUCGGAGAGAUUGUAGGCACACUUGUAAAGCACCUUGUCACCCUUCUGCUUCUUGUCCGGAUGUAAGAUGUGAUAUCCCUGUAACAAUUGCCUGUUCUUGUGGCCGGAUAACAGCAACUGUUCCUUGUGAUGCUGGAGGCAGCAACAGCAACUUUAGUGCUGAUGCUGUGCAUGAGGCUUGUAUUAUCCAAAGGCUGCCAGUGCCACUUCAACCGGUGGAAGCAACUGGUAAGAAAAUUCCACUUGGGCAGAGGAAGCUUAUAUGUGAUGAUGAAUGUGCUAAGUUAGAACGUAAACGGGUUCUAGCAGAUGCUUUUGAUAUUAGUCCAAACUUAGAGGCUCUUCAUUUUGGCGAGAAUUCUGUUGUAUCUGAAGUGCUUGCAGACCUCUACAGACGUGAUCCAAAGUGGGUAUUGGCUGUGGAGGAGAGAUGUAAGUUCUUGGUACUUGGCAAGAGCAAAGGAACUACAGGUGGUCUUAAGGUUCAUAUUUUUUGUCCAAUGCUGAAGGAUAAGAGAGAUGCAGUAAGGCUGAUUGCAGACAGAUGGAAGCUUGCCAUUCAUUCUGCUGGUUGGGAGCCCAAGCGUUUUGUUGUGGUUCAUGUUACACGCAAAUCGAAAGCCCCUCCUCGUGUGAUUGGUGUUAAGGGUUCCACCACCCUGAAUGCACCCCAUCCUCCGGCUUUUGAUCCUUUGGUUGACAUGGAUCCAAGGCUGGUUGUUUCUUUUCCUGAUUUGCCAAGAGAUGCAGAUAUAAGUGCAUUGGUCUUGAGGUUUGGUGGGGAAUGCGAACUAGUUUGGCUGAAUGACAAUAAUGCAUUGGCUGUAUUUAGUGAUCCUGCCCGAGCAGCAACUGCUAUGAGGAGAUUGGAUCAUGGGACUGCAUAUCAUGGCGUUGUUGUGGUUCUACCUAAUGGUGGUGCAGCAGCAGCAUCUUCAGCUACUAAUGCUUGGGUAGGAGCCGGGAUGGCCAAGGAAGGGGGAGCAGUUGCAGCUCUGAAGGGUAACCCAUGGAAGAAGGCUGUUAUUCAUGAGCCUGGUUGGAAGGAAGAUUUGUGGGGUGAAGAAGAGUGGUCUAGUGGUUCUGCAGAUAUGCAGGCUUCUGCAUCGAAAAAAGAAGGUCCAAUUGCCGCUUCAUUAAAUCGGUAUAGUGUCUUAGAUUCUGAAAAGUCUUCGAGUUCAUCCAGUGCACCUCACAGGAUUGAGGAUCCUGAGAAAGGGGCAAGUAGUCAAUCUGGUUCGGUAUUGGAAUCUGAUGCUAGUGGCGUGAGUUCAUCACGGCAGCAUCAAGAUAAUUUUAGUGCAACAGAAAUGUCUGAGGUGGUUGAUGACUGGGAGAAGGCUUAUGAUUAUCUCUAUGCUUCCCCACACACACAUAUAUACAAACACCUCUGGACCCUUCACUGUAUAGUUCCGGCACCUUUAUUAGGCAUUGGCUUCAUCGCCAGGCAGUCCCAUAUCUAUCUGUAUAGUUCAGUUUAUCAUUAUAUUGUCAAUCUUAUCACCAAUAUGGAUAGUUCACCGAGCCCUGGCACCUUCUCCAAUGACAAGAGGAUGGCAUGGAAGCGUAUACUUCUUUUCUCAUUUCAAAGCCUUGGAGUAAUUUAUGGUCAAAUAAGUACUGCUCCCCUGUAUGUCUUUGGGACAAUUUCUGCACAAGAUAUCAAAUCAGAGGACGCUGUAUAUGAGCUCUUCUCGUUUAUUUUCUGGACAAUGACCAUCAUUUCUUUACUGAAGUAUUCCUAUAUAGUACUAAUGGCUGAUGAUGAUGGAGAGGGUGGUACUUUUGCUCUGUACUCACUAUUAUGCAGGCAUGCUAAAGUAGGUCUGCUUCCAAUUGACAGAAGUGCAAAUGAGACUAUGAAUUAUGAGGCAGGAAGCCCUUUUGAGGUCAAGCUGGAAUCAAGGGCAAGAAGGGCCAUUGCGAAACAUAAAAGUAGUCAAUAUUUGGUGUUGUUCUUGGCUCUUUUUGGUUCUUGCAUGACAAUUGGUGUUGGGGUGCUUACCCCGGCUCUUUCUGUGUUCUCAGCUUCAUCAGGUGUGCAAAGAUCAUUGUCGGAUAUGACGUAUAAAUUUUUUUCUUCACAAAGUACACAGAAGUCUGUCUCAAGAGCUUUAGAAAGAUAUGUACCAGUUCCCUCUGCAUGUGCUAUAUUGGUAUGCCUUUUCAUGCUGCAGCACUAUGGGACACAUAAUAUCGCGUUUAUGUUUGCUCCAAUUAUCAGUAUUUGGCUGUUAUUUAUAAGUGCAGUGGGCAUAUAUAAUAUGUUUUAUUGGAACAAAAAAAUCAUCCUUGCGAUCUCCCCAGUAUACAUGUACAGAUUUGCGCAACAUAUUGGUGUUAAAAGUUGGAGAUCUUUAGGCAGCAUCAUCCUAUGUCUAGCAGGAUCAGAGGCCAUGUUUGCAGAUCUAGGUCAUUUCUCCAAGAAAUCAAUCAAGAUUGCUUUUGUCUGCCUGAUUUAUCCAGUCCUCAUCGCAUGCUAUGCGGGUCAAGCUUCAUAUAUGUCCAAAAACUUGCAUGUUAUAGAUUUUAAUCAUCUAAGUGAAUCUGUCCCUGGAGCUAUUCGCCAUUUAUUCGUUGCGUUAUCGCUACUUGCCUCAGUUGUAGGAAGCCAAGCAACCAUAACAGCCAGUUUCUCUGUUAUAAACCAGUGCCUGUCACUUAAUUGUUUUCCCAGGGUGAAAGUUAUUCAUACAUCAGAAAAGAUACGUGGGCAGGUCUAUAUUCCUGACAUCAACUGGUUACUGAUGAUCCUCAGCCUUACAGUCACAAUUGUUUUCCGCAACAUUGUGAAAAUUGGUAAUGCAACAGGAUUGGCGGUAGUUUCUGGAAUGCUUGUAACGACAUGUCUUAUGUCUCUUGUAAUUGCUCUGUACUGGGAGAAGAGUCUGCUUCUAUCCGCAUGCUUUUUGAUAUUCUUUGGCUUCAUCGAGAUCACGUAUCUGUCAGCCUGUAUGUUGAAUUUUCACCAAGGAGCUUGGUAUCUUGUUUUCCUUUUGGCAUUGUCCUUGACCGUCAUGCUUGCAUGGCAUUAUGGAACCAAGAAGAAGUACGAAUUUGAUUUAGAGAACAAGGUGUCAACAGAAUGGCUUACAGAACUUAGCUUAGGCCUUGGAGUUUGCAGGGUGCCUGGAAUUGGCUUCAUUUACACAGAUAUAGUAACUGGAAUCCCAUCCUUUUUCUCACACUUCAUUGCCAAUCUUCCUGCAUUUCAUCAGGUGUUGAUUUUUGUUUCCUUCAAGUCUCUACCAGUGCCUUAUGUCCCCCCGAGUCGAAGGUAUCUUAUAGGAAGGGUAGGACCUAAAGAUUACAAAAUAUAUCGUUGCAUUGUGAGACAUGGGUACCGUGAUCACAUUAAGGACACCGAUGACUUCGAGGAAGAGAUUAUUCGUUCCAUUGGUGAAUUUAUUGCCAUUGAAGAAAAUGAUCUUGAAUCCCUGAAUUCCCAGGAAGGCAGAAUGAUUGUUAUUGGAAAGCCACUGCCAGAUGGGAAUGCCUUGGUUCCACUAAAUGAUACCAACUCAUAUAAAGGUUCUGCAAGCUUUGAAGACAAUGACUCUCAGACAAGUACAUUGGGUCCUUCAUUAGAGAGCAGCUGUGCUCCUGUAAACAGGAAAAAGGUCAGGUUCAUGUUGCCUCCAAAUAGUCCAAAAAUGCAGGUAUCUGUGAGGAAGGAGCUACAAGAGCUAAUUGAUGCAAGGGAAAGUGGUACUGCAUAUGUCCUGGGGCAGUCACAUUUAGCAUUGCGUCAAGGCUCAAACUUUCUAAAGCGGUUCUUGAUCAAGACAUACAUUAUUUGUGACAAAAACUGCAGAGAACCUCCGGUGGCCCUGAACAUUCCUCAUGCUGCUCUUGUAGAGGUUGGUAUGGUCUACACAAUAUAAACUUGUACAUCAUUGUAAUGGAGUUUAUUACAGCAAAGGAAAUGAGGGUAAAAUUUGCUAAAGAAACAAAAAGAGUGAUAGAAGAAAAGAAAAAGAACAUAGUGGUUUGAGUUGUAAGUCCAAUAUAGUCUAGAUAAAGGAGUUCAAAAGGAAACAGAAAACAGUACACUAAAAGCAAAUAUUUUUGCUAAAAUUUGAUUAUAUUGAUGGUAACCAACC